Molecule: messenger RNA, 634 nt
Organism: Solanum verrucosum
Lineage: Eukaryota; Viridiplantae; Streptophyta; Magnoliopsida; Solanales; Solanaceae
Product: zinc finger protein ZAT11-like
Exons: 1
Coding region: 28-534 (168 amino acids)
Source: RefSeq, a predicted model, not a curated record
CAACUUUGUGUCUUCAUUCUUGAUAAUAUGAGUGCCUUAAAAAGAAGCAGAGGAGAGGAUGUGCUAGUGGAAGCAGAGGCCAUGGCUAACUGCGCCUUAAUGCUUUUGUCUCGUUUCAAUACCAACAACACUUCAUCUUCAUCAGAUCAUCAUCAUAUUAAUGAUUUUGAAUGCAAGACUUGCAAUAAACGCUUCCCGUCUUUUCAAGCCUUAGGCGGUCAUCGUGCAAGUCAUAAUAAAAAGCCAAGAUUACUAGGAGAGUUUCUUGUUCAAACCAACAAAAAGAACAAGAUGCAUAAAUGCUCUAUUUGUGGUGUGGAGUUUUCUUUGGGUCAAGCGUUAGGAGGGCACAUGAAGCGUCAUCGCGAUGAAAUUAAUAAAACGUCGAGGAUGAUACCAGUGUUGACGAAGUCGAAUAGCAGCAAGAGGAUUUUUUGUUUGGACUUAAAUUUAACCCCUCGUGAUGAUAAUGUUGAUUUCAAGUUAUGGCCGACCGCACCAAUUGCAUCUCCUGUUUUGAGAAUUUUUAUUUGAUAUUAUAUUCUUGUAGGAUUAGAAGAAGCUGUAAUACUUCAUUUGUUAAUUCUUUUAAUGUAUUCAUUCAUUUUUCUUAUAUAUUUUCUUAAUUAAUUCA